This is a messenger RNA of Galeopterus variegatus (Sunda flying lemur), 5788 nucleotides long. It is a transcript of the gene SPATA31H1, whose product is annotated as chromosome unknown open reading frame, human C2orf16. The record is from RefSeq and is a predicted model, not a curated record. NCBI's taxonomy places the organism in Eukaryota, Metazoa, Chordata, Mammalia, Dermoptera, Cynocephalidae.
AUGGGCCACAUUCUCAAGUUAACACUAGGUUCCCAAGAGCAAGGUAUGAGUUGCCAAGAGUUGACUUCAGGAUGGCAAGGUGUGAAAUCAUUGGUGUUAGCACCAGAGCCAACCGGGCAGUUCCUACCAGGACCAAUGUUGACUAGUGUGAAAUUUUCAAGUUUGUCUCCAGAAUCACAGCAUCAAGGUGUGAAAUUUUUGAAGUUUACUCCAGAGCCAAAGUUGCAAAGUAUAAAACAUGUGAGAUUGUCUUCAGUGCCUCAGCAGCAAACUGCAAAAUCUGUGGAGUUAGCACCGGGGUCACUGCUUCAAAGAGUGAAAUGUGGGGAGCUAACUCCACUAACAAAUUAUCAAAUCACAGAAUCAUCUGAAAUAACCCCUAGACCAGGGCAUCAGUUUGUAAAAUAUGCAGAGGUGAUCCCAAAGCCAAGGCAUUACAUCCCUAAAUCUGCGAAUUUGAUUUCAAUACCAAUUUAUCAAGGCAAAGAGUCUUCAGAAAUGGCACAAGGGUUGGCACAUAAAAGUACAGAAACUGUAGAGAAAUCCGUGGGGUUGAUCCCAAAGCCAACAGAUGAAGCCAUGGAAUCUUCAGGGAUGUCUCUGCAGCUAGAUUUUCAGGUGCCAAAAUUUGUUGAUCUGACUCCAGUGCUAAAGGAUCAAGGCUCAAAAUCCUUAGAAUUAACCCCAGAGGAAAGCUACCAAAUACCAGAAACUCUAGAGUUGCUAUCUCAGUCGUGGCCUAAAGAUAAGGAUUUGGGGGAGUUAUAUACAAAGCCACUAAAGCAAGUUAUGCACUCUGAAGGGAUGAACCCAGAGCUCACGCAUCACAUUAUAGAAGCUAUGGAGUUGACCUCUGAGGCAAGGCUGCAAAGGAAGGAAUUCCUUGGAAUGACCCCAAAGCCAAUAAAUAAGGCCACCGGAUAUGCAGAGAGAUCUCCAAGGCCCUGUCCUCAAGACUUAGAACCUGUGGAGGUUAUCUCCAAGAAAAGACCGCAAAUGGAAAAAUCUAUAGUAUUGACUCCAAAGUCAUUAUAUCACGUCCCACAUUCUUCUUCACAGGUGAAACCAGAGCUAGGACAUCAAGUUCCUGAAUCUGUAGGUUUGACCUCUAAGCAAUGGUUGCAAAUGGAGGAAUCUUUAGAGUUGUCCCUAAAGCGAACAAGUCAAGUUGUGGGACAUGCAGAAUCUGUAGAGCUCAACUCUAAGACAUGGCAGCAAGGGGAGGUACCAAUGGGGCUAACACAGUUACAGAAUCAAAGUAUGAAACACUCAGGGAUAGCCCCAGGACCGCUGGGUCACAUUACAGAAUUUAUAAGGAUUAGCCCAAAGCCACUAGAUCAAGUCACAGAAUCUGCAAAGACACAAAUUCAAGUUGUUCAAUCAGUAGGGGUAAUCCAAGACUCUCCCCCCAAAGUUGUUGAAUCUGUGAAAGUGACAACACCAGGGCCAACCCCUCAAAUGGGAGAAUAUGUUGAGUUGACUUCAAAACUGCAAGAUGUGAAACCUUCAGAGUUUACUUCAAGGCUAUGGAUGCAAAAUGUGAAAUCUGAGAAAUUAAUCACAGAGCCAACACACCAAAUUUUGGAAACAAUGGAGUUGACUGGGUUUCAAGUUGUAAAGACUGUGUUAAUCCCAGGGCCACUGCUUCAAAUAGUAAAAUCUGAAGAAUUAGCACCAGGACCUACUCCUCAGGUUGUAGAACCAAUAGGAGUAACCAUAGGAUCAGAGAUUAAAGUAAUGGAUUGUUUGGAUUUACUCCGAAGGCCACAUCUUCAAGAACUAGUAGAACCUUCAGAAUUAAGUCCAAGGCCAAAUAUUCAAGUGAAAUCUGUAGAAUUAACAUCACAGCAACCGAAUGCAUUUGAGGAACCUACAGUACUGACACAUGAACAAGGGCUUCAAGCUGUGAAAUCUAUACAGACAAAAACAGAGCCUCCUAAAGUCAUGGAAUCUGAGGGUGUGAAUCUAGGACAGGUAUGUCAGAAUAGGAAAUCUGAGGAGUUAACAUCAGGAGAAGAGUUACAAGUAGAGAAUUAUUUCUCUAGGUUCCUACACAGUUCUUUGACCCCACUCAUUUCAAGUUCUGUUACAACAACAUCUGGAUUAGGAGGCCCUUGGGAUUCUGGGAUGCCAGAAGUAUCAAGAGCUUUGGAUAUAAAAACCCUUGGGAAAGAUAUUUUUCAGCCUGAAGAGCCCUACAUAGACCCUGCUAUACAGUCUUCAACCCUUCCCUUGGCCCUUCAUAAUCAACUCCCUGAUGAGUCAGCUAAGACAGUGGAAACCCAACAUCCUAAGACCUCAGGAGUGGAUGUCAUAUCUAAGGAAAGAACUAAGAGGAAGCAGAUGGAGGAGCUAGAGAAUUCACUCCAGAGCCUCUCCCAACAUUCACAGCAAAGCUGGAAGUCACCAUCUAUCACCUUCCAGGCAGAACCAGGGUCUCAAAGAGGCCUUAUCUGGUCUUUCCUGGGCAGACAACAGAACGUCUGGGAGAGUCAUGCCUUGCGACAACGACUACCUAGAAAAUAUCUCUCCAGUAUGCUAAUGCUGGGGAAUGUCUUGGGGACCACUAUGGAAAAAAAACUUUGUUCUCAAAUAUCUUUAGCGGAAAGAACCACUGCAGAUACCUGUCAAUCUAUUCAGAAUUUAUUUGGGGUUCCAGCUGAACUGAUGGAAUUUUCCCAGAGCCUUCUAGAGAAGGGUCCAGGUACUAUUUCUCAGCAGUCAGUGGUCAAAAACUACAUUCAGAGACAUACUUUAUGCCAUGGUCACGAGAAAAGACCAACCUUAAGAAUAUGGACACGUGGUUCCACAUCUUCCAUAAUACAGCAAUACUCUGGGACGAGAGGGGGAAUAAAGAAAACAAACUCAAGGCUCAGUAAUAUAUCCCAGGAAGACAUUCAGCAUAGGCCUGUCUCAUGUGCAGGGAUCCAGUUUCCUGCCCCUGUAAAGUCAGAGUCUUCCCUCAGGAUAUUUUACAAAAGAGAAGAUCCUGUUUCAGUGGAAAAGAGUGAGAACUCACAGAGUGAUUCACAGACUGGGAUUUUCAAGUCCCAACACUCUCUCAAGCCAAGUUAUCUUUCCCAGGCCAAGACUGACUUAGAACAGUUCCAGCUGCUACAAGAUCUGCAGUUAAAAAUAGCAACAAAACUCUUAAAGAGUCAAAUACCCCCCAAUGUGCCUCCACCUCUAACUUCAGGUCUGGUCCUAAAAUAUCCUAUCUGUCUACAGUGUGGCCGAUGUUCAGGAUUUAAUUGCUGUCAUAAAUUACAAGCCACUUUUGGGCCUUAUCUUCUUAUCUAUCCACAGCUCCACCCUGUAAGCACUCCUGAAGGCCAUGGCGAGGUUCGGUUGCAUCUUGGCUUCAGGUUGCAAACUGGGAAAAGACCCCAAGUCUCCAAGUAUCGUGGAAGAGACAGACCCAUCAUACCAAGGAGCCCUAUAUCACUAUCACAAAGGAGAGCUAAAAUCUAUACUCGAGCUUCCAGUAGUCCUAAUCCCACAGUAGAUUUCCAAUCUGGAUCUUCUCAGUCCACUGCUCCUGUACAAGUCCACAUCAGGCGAAGACAACGUGGCAGCCCUGACCCAGUAGGAAAGACAGAAAUUGGAGAGCCUGAGCACUAUGAAUUCACUCAAGUUCACUCUCUACCAGAGAGUGACUCUGAAAGCAAUCAGAAUAAAAAAUGGGAUAAAGUGAGAACCAAAAAGAGCCCUGAUUCAAAAUAUACAACGAAAAGAAUCACCAAAGGACUUAGAGCACAAAACACAAAGUUCUCCACAAACAGUAGGAGCACAAUAGAGAGUCCCUCUAGGGAAUUACCAGACCAUUUCAGAAGGAAGAGGAUUGGAGCAGCUCAGACAAGUACUGCCUCUUUAAAAAGACAGCCUAAGAAAACCUCCCAACCCAAGUUCAUGCAACUGCUUUUUCAGGGCCUAAAGCAUGCAUUCCGAACAGUACACAGAGCUAUAGGUCCUGUUGGGCAGAAGCCUGAGGACAGGACAAGGCCAGACAAUUUGUGGUCAAGCAAAAACUACCAUCCAAAACAAAAAGCCAGGGACUGUUACUUACCAAGAGAUAGUAAAAGAGACGGGAUGCUAGUUGUCAAGCUAAGGCCAAAAGGCCCAACCACUAAGAAGGAGGGCAUAUUAUGGGGAGAAACAGACCAAUGCAGAUCAGCUCGACAGACAAAAAGAGAUAGUACUUUCCAACCAAGACCUCUCCAACUGCCCAAGCCUGAAGUUUCCCAAAGAGAUAUCGAUGUCCAAAUUAGCUCAACCAAGCAGUCUUUUGGUACUAUUCAAAAUGACAGUAGCAGCAGAGCAAAGAAAAACUAUGCAAAGGAAAUUUCCAGCCAGGAGCCUAAGAAGUUGCUCAAACCAGGAACCAGAGUUCAGGCCCAAGGGAGAAUCUUACCUGGUUACCCUCUAAAGAGAACCUUGCUCAGUCACCUUAAAGAGAAACUCACACCCAAGGAGCAAAACAACCACAGCUUCUACAGGGAGAGAACCACAUGUAAUACUCACUCUAAGAGGAACCGACAUAGUAUCUCUGAGAGAAGCCAUCACGGUCCCUCUGAGAGACGUCACAGUCCCUUGGAGAGGAGCCAACACAGUCCCUCUGAGAGGAGACAUCACAGUCCCUCAGAGAGGGGUCAGUGCAGUCACUUGGAGAGGAGCAUGGAGCAAAACAACCACAGCUUCUACAGGGAGAGAACCACAUGUAAUACUCACUCUAAGAGGAGCCGACAUAGUAUCUCUGAGAGAAGCCAUCACGGUCCCUCUGAGAGACGUCACAGUCCCUUGGAGAGGAGCCAUCACAUUCCUUUAGAGAGGAGCCGACACAGUCCCUCUGAGAGGAGACAUCACAGUCCCUCAGAGAGGGGUCAGUGCAGUCACUUGGAGAGGAGCCAUCGCAGUCCCUCUGAGAGGAGCCGACGCAGUCCCUCUGGGAGGAGAUGCCACAGUCCUGUGGACAAGAGUCAUCGUAGUCCCUCAGAGAGAGGGCGACACAGUCCCUCAGAGAAGAGCCAUCGCAGUCUCUCUGAGAGAAGCCAUCACAGUCCCAUGGACAGGAGCUGUCGCAGUCCCUCUGAGAGGAGCCGACGCAGUCCCUCUGGGAGGAGAUGCCACAGUCCUGUGGACAAGAGUCAUCGUAGUCCCUCAGAGAGAGGGCGACACAGUCCCUCAGAGAAGAGCCAUCGCAGUCUCUCUGAGAGAAGCCAUCACAGUCCCAUGGACAGGAGCUGUCGCAGUCCCUCUGAGAGAAGCCAUCACAGUCCCAUGGAGAGGAACUAUCGUAGUCCCUCAAAGAGGGGCCGACGCAGUUCCUCAGAGUGGAGAUGUUCUAGUCCCUCGAGGAGCCGUGGUGGUCCCACAGAGAGGAGAGGACACAGUUCCUCUGGGAGAACCCAUUACAGUCCCUCUGAGAGGAGCCGGCACAGUCAUUCUGAGAGGAGCCGACUCAGUCACUCUGAGAGAAUCCAUCACAGAACCCCUAAGGAGAGACUCAAGCACAGUUCCCUUAAGAGGCCCAGACAUAGUUUGCCUAAGGAUUUCCAGAGUACUCAAACAUGUCUCCUAGGGACCACACAAAAAAAUCCAAAAGCAGGACAAGUUUGGAGUCCUGAAGCUAGUAAAUGAGGCGACAUCUGCCCUAUUAUUCAUUGUCUCCCUCAAGUCUUCGCCUAGCUGUACUAUCCUGCUCAGCCACUGGCCUCCAAUUCCUGUCAGCUCAGCAAUGAAAGGGCUUCUACGUCUCUCUACCUGGGGGGGGAGGGCAGACGAGAACCGG